Messenger RNA from Trametes versicolor FP-101664 SS1, 1282 nucleotides. RefSeq lists its product as uncharacterized. Gene Ontology annotation, cellular component: Cdc73/Paf1 complex. Gene Ontology annotation, molecular function: RNA polymerase II complex binding; chromatin binding. NCBI's taxonomy places the organism in Eukaryota, Fungi, Basidiomycota, Agaricomycetes, Polyporales, Polyporaceae. Gene Ontology annotation, biological process: transcription elongation by RNA polymerase II. The record is from RefSeq and is a predicted model, not a curated record. The coding region runs from base 1 to 1170 and encodes 389 amino acids. The transcript is spliced from 6 exons.
AUGCGCUAUGCGCGCCCCGAGUUUCUGGAUGAGAUUGCGGCGAGCACACCUCUACCAAUGGUCGUAGACGGCGAGCUGGGCAUGCCGCUCGACUUGUCGCAGUGGGACUGUCUGUGGGAGGAGAACGGGGAUGAUUCUGAACUAAACCCAGACCCAAGUUGUGUGUCGAAACUCGACCCUCUGGACCAGUUCCUCCUCGGAGACCCCGCGUCUACAUCGACCCCCUUCCUUGGCCCGUCUACCCCAGGUAUACCCACACCCUCUACUUCUAUGCCACAUGUGGCGUGGCUACGGAAGACGGAGUACCUCAGUCGAGAAAACGCUUCGCGCGCCUCGCUCUCGCAAGACAUCAAACAAAAUCAAGACCAUACAAUCGAUAUCUCGCGCGAUGCCCAAGUGCGCGACAUCGACGCGUCCUUUGCCGCGGUCGCGAACUCGGACCUCGCGUCCCUGCGGCAUCCCACCAAGCCCGAGCUCACCGCUGUCGAGGAGUUUGAGAUCUUCCCAGACGCAGAGAUCUGGGCGAACGCGUACGACCUCUUCCGCUUCUCCGAGCGGCCGGGAGACAGGCCAGUUGAUGUUGAUGACCCGCGUCUGGACUGUGCUGUAUUGCGCCCCAUGGAGGCAGACGGGGAUCAUUUCCUCGCGUAUUACCUCACGAAGGACGACGAAGACGCGCUCGAGUUCAAGCGCAAUCGACUCGCGCGCUCGCCGGACGACCCUCCCGAAGACGAGCCUACCCACUUCCACUUUGUGCGCGACUACGAGACUGUCAAGGUCGAGCAGGAGGUCCCGAACGAGUUCCUGCUCGUGCUCGACGACGGCAUGUCUGCCGAUCCGCCGCGCGCAAAGGGCGCGUACUACAAGAACAUCGAGCGCAAGAUGCUGCUCAAGAAGAAGCGCGUGAACACGUACGAGGCGUACGGCGACAAGUGGGACGUCGUGAAGCUCACGCACACGCCGAUGAGCGCGGAGGAGGCGCAGGAGCGCGAGGACGCACUCGCGGAGGUCGUCGACCCCAUGUUCCCGCUCGCACGUGGGGACGCGGAUGCGGACGCAGAGGGCGAGCUCGACGAUGCGGCCGUCGCCGCUGCGCACGGCCUGAACGGCGCGGCAAAUGGCGCGCGGCAUGAGAUCGUCGAUGCCGUCGAUGUGUUUGGGGAGGAGUAAGUGCGCGUGGGCGGGUCUCACCUGGCCUCUGUGUGAUCUAGGGGAUGUGUGUAUGUUUACCGUGUGGUUAUGUAGUGUGGUUAUGUAGUCUGCUUUCGAAGUUAUUCUAGCG